Messenger RNA from Arabidopsis thaliana (thale cress), 126 nucleotides. RefSeq lists its product as uncharacterized. The annotation marks the transcript as partial. The transcript has 2 exons. Lineage: Eukaryota; Viridiplantae; Streptophyta; Magnoliopsida; Brassicales; Brassicaceae. The record is from RefSeq and is marked reviewed.
GAGUUGAACGAACGGUCUACUCAAGCUCCUGAGAGCGAGCGGAAUAGCCUGGCUUCCGUCAAGCGAGGUCAGCCACAAAGGGAAAGAAGAAAGAGUGAGCGAGAAAGCGGUGAGCUUACUCUUUAA